AUAAAUACCGGGGGCAGGCACAUUGACAUUGGGGGCAGAGCGUCUUUGAGGAUAGUCUCGCGAUAUUUGCUUGUGUAUAUAUACAAGGUGUUUCCCUUCUCAAGGCCUCUUUGAAUCGGAUUGGAGACAAAAUGUCUCACCGUAAAUUUUCGGCUCCGCGCCACGGAUCUUUGGGCUUCUUGCCCCGCAAGAGGAGUCGUCGUCACCGUGGUAAGGCCAAGAGCUUCCCCAAGGAUGACCCCAGCAAGCCCGUGCACCUGACUGCCUUCCUGGGCUAUAAGGCCGGCAUGACUCACAUCGUCCGCGAGGUUGACAGACCUGGCUCAAAGGUGAACAAGAAAGAAGUGGUUGAGGCUGUGACCAUUGUGGAGACGCCACCCAUGAUUGUUGUUGGAGUUGUGGGUUACGUCGAAACACCCAGAGGCCUGCGUUCCUUCAAGACCAUCUUCGCUGAGCACGUCAGUGAUGAGUGCAAGCGUCGGUUCUACAAGAACUGGUACAAGUCCAAGAAGAAGGCCUUCACAAAGUACUGCAAGAAAUGGCAGGAUGAUGAUGGCAAGAAGCAGCUGGAGAAGGACUUUGCUUCCAUGAAGAAGUACUGCCAGGUCAUCCGUAUCAUUGCCCACACACAGAUGCGUCUGCUGCCCCUGGCGCAGAAGAAGUCUCACCUGAUGGAGGUGCAGCUGAACGGUGGCAACAUCUCUGACAAGGUGGACUGGGCCCGUGAGAAGUUGGAGCAGGCCGUCCCUAUCAACACAGUCUUCACUCAGGACGAGAUGAUCGACGUGAUUGGUAUCACAAAGGGUCACGGAUACAAGGGUGUCACCAGCCGAUGGCACACAAAGAAGCUUCCCCGUAAAACCCAUCGUGGUCUGCGUAAGGUGGCCUGUAUCGGAGCCUGGCAUCCUGCCCGUGUGGCCUUCUCUGUGGCCCGUGCUGGUCAGAAGGGCUACCACCACCGUACAGAGAUCAACAAGAAGAUCUACAAGAUUGGCCAGGGCUACCACACAAAGGAUGGAAAGCUGGUGAAGAACAAUGCCUCCACUGAAUAUGAUCUGUCCAACAAGAGCAUCAACCCCCUGGGUGGAUUCGUUCACUAUGGAGAUGUGACCAAUGAUUUUAUCAUGGUGAGAGUCAAUGGUGCGUUUGAUAAAUAAUCAAUCAGCCUCAAGUUCAUCGACACAACCUCCAAGUUCGGUCACGGACGCUUCCAGACUGUGGAGGAAAAGAAGGCAUUCAUGGGACCACUCAAGAAGGACCGUAUCACCAAGGAAGAAACUGCUUGAAGUCUACAACAAAAGGCUCUGCUGCAUUGACUGUCAUUACUGUUGUGCAGUUAUUUAAUAAAAACAAACUCAAAGAA
Messenger RNA from Perca fluviatilis (European perch), 1363 nucleotides. It is a transcript of the gene rpl3, whose product is annotated as ribosomal protein L3. The transcript is spliced from 8 exons. Gene Ontology annotation, cellular component: ribosome; cytosolic large ribosomal subunit. The record is from RefSeq and is a predicted model, not a curated record. Gene Ontology annotation, molecular function: RNA binding; structural constituent of ribosome. NCBI's taxonomy places the organism in Eukaryota, Metazoa, Chordata, Actinopteri, Perciformes, Percidae. Gene Ontology annotation, biological process: translation; ribosomal large subunit assembly.